Molecule: messenger RNA, 1413 nt
Organism: Onychostruthus taczanowskii (white-rumped snowfinch)
Lineage: Eukaryota; Metazoa; Chordata; Aves; Passeriformes; Passeridae
Product: beta-1,3-galactosyl-O-glycosyl-glycoprotein beta-1,6-N-acetylglucosaminyltransferase 7-like
Exons: 3
Coding region: 1-1296 (431 amino acids)
Cellular component (GO): membrane
Molecular function (GO): acetylglucosaminyltransferase activity
Source: RefSeq, a predicted model, not a curated record
AUGAACCCACUUCAUGCAAAGAAAUCAAGAUUUUUAGUGUGUGCUGCUGUCUGUAUGUUCAUCUACACCUUCAUUUACCUAAAGGUUCCACUUUAUGAGUCAGAUGAGCAAAAAUUCCGUGUCAAAAGAGCGGAGUGUGGUUUUUACCCAGAUGAACUUUGCUCUGCUCUUUUUGUGGGGAAACCUGCAGCGUUUAGAAUUGGAAACUUUUGUCAGAAGUCCUUCCAGCCCAAAGCCCUCAGCUGCAUUCAGACCUCCUGCAGCUGCUCCACAGUCCUGAAGACUUUGCAUUUUAUCACCAGACCACUGUCAGAGGAAGAAGGAAAUUUCUCCUUGGCAUACAUUAUUACAAUUCACAAGGAACUGGAAAUGUUUGUGAGGCUGCUAAGAGCUAUUUAUAUGCCUCAGAAUAUUUACUGCAUCCACAUUGAUGAAAAGUCACCCAGAGACUAUAAAACUGCUGUACAGAACAUCGUUAACUGCUUUGAAAAUAUUUUUAUUUCCUCCAAAAGAGAGCACGUUGUUUAUGGAGGGUUUUCAAGAUUACAAGCUGAUAUUAAUUGCAUGAGAGACCUCGUUAACUCCAGAGUUCAGUGGAAUUAUGUUAUUAAUCUGUGUGGUCAAGAUUACCCCUUGAAAACAAACAAAGAAAUCAUAGAAUACAUAAAAAGUAAAUGGAAUGGUAAAAAUAUCACUCCUGGGAUAGUGCAGCCCCUGCAUGUGAAGCACAGGACAGAGGUGAGCUACAGGGAGUACGUGCAUUCUGGAGUGCCAUACGUGUACCCAGCAAAGGUCAGGAAAGCUCAGCCCCCACACAACCUGACCAUCUAUUUUGGCAGUGCCUAUUACAUCCUCACCAAGGCCUUUGUGGAGUUCACACUGAGUGAUGCCCGGGCUAAAGCUCUGCUGGAGUGGUCCAGGGACACCUACAGCCCUGAUGAGCACUACUGGGUCACCCUCAAUCGUUUACCUGAUGCUCCAGGGGCUACACCCAAUGCAGGCUGGCAAGGAGACCUAAGAGCCAUUAAAUGGAAAGAUCAAGAAGGGCUCUCACACAAAGGCUGCAAAGGUCAUUACAUCAGAGACAUCUGCAUUUAUGGCCUGGGGGAUCUGCAGUGGAUCAUUGAGUCCCCCCAUCUGUUCGCCAACAAGUUUGAGGCUGCCAGGAACCCGCUGGCGCUGGAGUGCCUGGAGCGGCGGCUGCGGCUCAAGGUGCUGCGCCAGGCUCAGGUGCCCGUGGAGCAGCACUGGCGCCUGCAGGAGCACAGCCACUUCAACAUGCAGCUGCAAGUGUGAGCUCAGCCCCCUGCCCUGCAGAUGUGCAGCGUGCUGGCAGGAAACAGCAGAAAAUGUGGGUAUUUACAGGCACGGCUUCGCUCUGGGCGCCGAGGGUAAAGCACAGUCCCGCGCUCC